This is a messenger RNA of Bombina bombina (fire-bellied toad), 3198 nucleotides long. It is a transcript of the gene PXK, whose product is annotated as PX domain containing serine/threonine kinase like. Gene Ontology annotation, biological process: endosome to lysosome transport; early endosome to late endosome transport; protein targeting to lysosome. The transcript is spliced from 18 exons. Gene Ontology annotation, cellular component: extrinsic component of endosome membrane; early endosome; late endosome. The record is from RefSeq and is a predicted model, not a curated record. NCBI's taxonomy places the organism in Eukaryota, Metazoa, Chordata, Amphibia, Anura, Bombinatoridae. The coding region runs from base 54 to 1781 and encodes 575 amino acids. Gene Ontology annotation, molecular function: phosphatidylinositol binding; actin binding; ATP binding.
CCGCCCUCUCCCCCCACCGCCGGGCCUUCAGUGUAGAACUCGGUGCUGCAGGGAUGGCGUUUAUGGAGAGGGUGCUGGUGAACAAGGUGUUGCUAGACGACACGGUACCGCUUACUGCCGUGAUCGAGGCUAGCCAGAGCCUACAGUCACACACGGAAUACAUCAUACGUGUACAGCGAGGAAUAUCAAUGGAAAACAGCUGGCAGAUUGUGAGAAGAUACAGUGAUUUUGACAUGCUUAACAAUAGCCUGCAGAUGUCUGGUCUAAGCUUACCUCUACCUCCCAAAAAACUUAUUGGAAAUAUGGAUCGUGAUUUCAUAGCAGAGAGACAAAAGGGACUUCAAAAUUAUAUCAAUUUUAUAACCUCAAAUCAUAUUUUAUGUAAUUACGAGCAGGUGAAAAAGUUCUUAGAUCCGAACAACUAUUCUGCAAAUUAUACUGAAAUUGCCUUACAGCAGGUAUCAAUGUUCUUUCGAUCCGAUCCAAAAUGGGAGGUAGUCGAACCCCUUAAAGAAAUCGGAUGGAGACUACGGAAACGCUACUUCCUAAUGAAGUGUAAGAACCAGCCUAAGGAUUACCUUGUCUUAAGUUGGGCUGAUCUGGGUCCGGAUCAAUUCUUGCAAGACAAAGAUUUGCAGUGUGCAAUAAAACUUCUUCCGUCUUGGUCACAUCCUUACAUUUAUAGGAUAACAUUUGCUACAUCAAGUGAAUCCUCAGCUCUUGUAAUCAGGCCAUUUAAUGAAAAGGGGACACUCAAAGAUUUAAUAUACAAGGCGAAGCCUAAAGAUCCCUUUUUGAAGAAAUACUGUAAUCCUAGAAAAAUUCAAGGUCUUGAGCUCAAGCAAAUCAAAACAUAUGGAAGGCAGAUUUUAGAGGUGUUAAAGUUUCUCCAUGACAAAGGCUUCCCGUACGGACAUCUCCAUUCAGCCAACGUCAUGCUGGAGGGAGAGACCUGCAAACUGAUGGAUUUGGAGAACUCAUUGUUAGGACUUCCAUCAUUUUACAGAUCCUACUUUUCACAAUUUAGAAAGAUAAAUACUUUAGAAGGUAUUGACGUUCAUUGUUUUGGUCAUUUGCUAUAUGAAAUGACGUAUGGGCGGCCUCCGGAUUCUGUUCCUGUGGAUCAAUUCCCUCCUGCACCCUCAUUUUCUGUGGUGCCUGUUCUGGAAUCCAUCCUGUCCUCUGAAGCCUGUAAAUGUGGUAUGCCUUCCGUCUCGCAGCUCCUCCAAAUGCCAUUAUUCAGUGAUGUGACACUAAUGCAUUCAGAAAAACCUCAGUUCAAGAUUCCUACCAAAUUAAAAGAAUCACUGAAAACAGCCAAAGAAUGUAUUGAGAGGAGACUAACGGAAGAACAGAAAAUGAUGUACCAGCAUAGACGUUUGACAAGAGCACAGUCGCACCAUGGUUCAGAAGAAGAGAAAAAGAAAAGGAAAAUUUUGGCACGAAAGAAGUCAAAGCGCACAAACUGUGAUGCUGGGGAGGAGCAGUCCAUUAAAUGCAACAAUUCCAACAACUCAGCAGGCUCUGGGGCAAGCUCUCCUCUCACGUCUCCGUCCUCGCCAACGCCACCUUCAACAACAGGAACUUCACCAUGUUUAGUACCAGCUCCACCUCCACCGCCGCCAUUACCCUCCUUAAAGAAGGAUGCGCCAACAGAACCAGCCAGCCCGUCUGUGAAUGGAGCCGAGCGUGGGGCUUUACUCAGUUCCAUAAGAAACUUUAGAAAAGGUGUACUGAAGAAAUCAGCGACAAAUGACUUAAGCUCGCCUACAAUCAGCUGAAGAUGAAUGUACAGCAUCUAGUUCUUUCUGGUUUCCUUUCAACCAAUGAUAUAAUUCUUAGGUUUAUAUUCAAAUUAUUUCACAAAUCAUUUUUAACUGAAAAGGCAGAGUUCUCAGAAAAUACAAAGAUACUCAAUAGGUGAGAAAUAUAAAAAAUACUGUCCAGUUUUGUUAACCAAUUAGUCCAGCAAAGACACCAGUGAGACAAGACUGACCGCCGUUCAGAUUCCUAUCGCGCCAUCUGACUGAUAACUUAAAUGGUUGUGCUACAGUCCCGUUCUUAAAGAGACGUAAAACUCAAAAUUGAAUUCCCUAUAAAUUAAUAUAAAUGAAGCAUUGCAAUAUAGAGUAUUCCAUUAGUUUGCUAUUUUUGUCUUAUAUUAUUAGACUGGCCAAAACAAUUUCUGUAGCCUACAAGGCAUUAGUUUGUUAAACGCAUAGUUACACUAUAAGCAGAGCACUAACUUCCGUAAAGGGGUUAACUGCGUAACUAAAGUCCCAAUCAGGAGUUAAACACAGAAUUCCAAAGAAAAGUACUGCAAACACCAAAUGCGUAGUGCUAAAAUGCUGCAUUUCCCCCAAACCAGCAACAUCUUACCACUCUUCCUUAUAACUUAAGAAAAACAGUAAAUGGGGUUGUGUAGUGCUCUAAGCAAUCACUGCGUAGUAUAUACAACUGGGACAGGCAAUUUUCAGCAUAUUUAAAGAAUCUGAACAUCACCUUCUCUAGUGAGUGUGCGAGAGACAGUAUUUUUUAAUAACAAAAUCAAGCUAAAUAAAUCUAUAGAACAAUGUUUUAAUUUAUAGAGAAUUCAAUUUUGCGUUUCACAUCCCUUUAAAUGCCACUAUUUUGUAAAAAUGGCCUAGUUUGAAUUACUUGUAAUACCUAUACUUGUAGGUAGUUUAUCAUAUUGUAUUUGGCCUAAUAUAUCUUCAAUUACUGUCUAACGUAAAACCGUAUAGAUGGUUAUUUAUAGGUUUAUAUUACAUAUUUUUAGGACCAUAAUAUUAAUGAUCACAUAAAACCAGUAAUUUAUCUGACCUGCUUGUAAUAAUGUUCAGCCUGUUUAAAUACUUCCAAUCCAUUGACUUGAUCUGCUAUAGAAGAUUUUUGCUUUCUAGAUUAGCCGAACUCGUUCUGGACUAUACAACACUUCAUUUCUUACCUUUCUGGUAUAGAGGAUGGGACAUUUAUAACAGAGACUUGUUAACAUUUAAAAUCCGUUACCAAAAGGUAUCUAUUAGGACAAAUUAGAUUACAGAUGGUACCCUUUGCAUAUUGGAGCUUUUCAUGAUUUAUUUAAUCUUUUGCACUUUAAACAUAAAGCAGAGGGAAUGUGUAUAUGUAUGUUUUCUGGAACAUGUAAUACAAUGUAUAUUCAGUCAUAUUUUUAUUAAAAUAAUGAACCUUGUAUAA